Messenger RNA from Dendroctonus ponderosae (mountain pine beetle), 4539 nucleotides. Its product is annotated as N-sulphoglucosamine sulphohydrolase. Gene Ontology annotation, biological process: heparan sulfate proteoglycan catabolic process; glycosaminoglycan catabolic process. Lineage: Eukaryota; Metazoa; Arthropoda; Insecta; Coleoptera; Curculionidae. Bases 77 to 1636 code for a protein of 519 amino acids. Gene Ontology annotation, molecular function: N-sulfoglucosamine sulfohydrolase activity. The transcript has 10 exons. The record is from RefSeq and is a predicted model, not a curated record.
GUGGCCGGCAGAACAAAGCUUAUGAUUGUUACUCUUAGCCUUGACCUCUUCAUUGAAUAAGAUUGUGCUUUUUAAAAUGAAACAUAUAUGUAGAUUGAUCUUAAUUAUAUACUGGUGUUGCGGCCAUGUAUCGACGAAGAAACCUGAUGUAAAUGAAAAGCCCAAUGCACUGCUAAUCAUCGCUGACGAUGCAGGUUUUGAAAUUGGAGCGUACUUAAACAAGAUUUGCCAAACUCCUAAUUUGGACCAGCUAGCAAGAAAUAGCUUAAUUUUCAAUAAAGCAUUUACUUCAGUUAGUAGUUGUUCACCCAGCCGAUCGGCAAUAUUAACAGGACGACCAUCGCAUCAGAAUGGAAUGUACGGUCUUCAUCAAGGAGUGCAUCAUUUCGAUUCAUUUAAUACUAUUGAAAGUUUGCCAAAAAUACUACAGCGGCAUAAUAUUAGGACAGGAAUAAUCGGAAAGAAACACGUUGGUCCAGACAAUGUGUACCCCUUCGAUUACUCCCAAACAGAAGAAAAUAAUUCCAUCUUACAAGUGGGCCGAAAUAUCACCCACAUCAAGCUUCUCGCUCGAGAAUUUUUAAAUAGUUCCGGGGACAAGCCGUUUUUUUUGUAUAUCGCGUUUCAUGAUCCACAUCGUUGCGGGCAUACCAACCCUCAAUAUGGUGAAUUUUGCCAGCGUUUUGGUAACGGCGAAGAAGGAAUGGGUCUGAUUCCCGACUGGCACCCCAUUACUUAUCAAUGGGAUGAAAUAGUGCCUCCCUUUUACGUUCCGGAUACCGAAGCUGCUCGAAAGGACAUUGCUGCCCAAUAUACUACCAUGGGUAGAUUGGACGAAGGUGUUGGGCUAAUUCUUAAAGAGCUGGAAAACGCUGGAUAUUCGGAUAAUACCCUUGUAAUGUUCAGCUCAGAUAAUGGCAUUCCUUUUCCAAACGGUAGAACUAAUUUAUAUGACUCGGGAUUGGCUGAACCCAUGUUUUUAUCGUCACCAUUUCAUAAAGAACGAAAAAACCAAGUCACUAAUUCCCUGGCCAGUUUACUAGAUAUUGUGCCCACAUUAUUGGAUUGGUAUGGAAUUAGUGAAAAUGAUACUACCAACUGGGAAAGCAACGAAAUUCAGGCUAAAAGGGCAUUUUCAGGAAAAAGUUUGCUGCCGUUGCUGAUUAAGGAACCCGAUGAUAAAUCCAACGAAGCGAUUUUUGCUAGUCACAAUUUACACGAAGUGACCAUGUGUUAUCCCAUGCGAAUGAUACGAACUCAGGGAUACAAAUUAAUUCACAAUUUGAAUUACAAUAGUCCUUUUCCAAUUGAUCAAGACUUUUACAUUUCUUCUACUUUUCGGGACCUUCUUAAUCGUACAAAAUCAGGCCAACCGACUUACUGGUUUAAAACUUUGAAAAGUUACUAUAAUAGACCAGAAUGGGAGUUAUAUGAUAUGAAAAUGGACCCUGCAGAGGUGAAUAAUUUGGCUUCAAAACCAAGUGUGAGUGAAAUCUUUAGACAGCUUAAAAAGAGACUGUUUGAAUGGCAACAAAAUACAAACGAUCCAUGGAUAUGUGCACCUCAUGCUGUUCUGGAAGAUCAAGGUGCUUACAAAAACAACCCCACUUGUUUAGAUCUAGAUAACUUUUCUUAAACCUCUGCAAAUCUGAUCUGUCUGAUUUAGUAAAGGUAUUAUUCUAAAAAGUAUCGUUCUCAACAUAAAUAAGUUGAAUUUUCAGAAGUUCGUUUGAGCUGUAUUCCUACCAUAUUUUUUGCUUACAACUGUUGAUAUGAAUAGGAUACAAAAAAUACAUUAUUUUUUUGUGAAUAAAAUACUUUUAUUUACCAACUAACAGGUUAAAACUGCGAUAAAUUCUACAAAAUAUUAACAGAUCUCAAAAUAAGUACAAAUAUAGACUUUAAAACAUCAUGUUAAAUAAUCGUUGCCAUUACAACACUAACUAUAGGCAUUUACGAAUGUAUUUAAAACGUUUGUGAACAUGUGCACACUGCCCAACAAAUUUUAAAGCUUGAUUCGUAAUUAUACAAAGAGGAAUAUCACACGUAACAAAUAUAACACUCGAUAUCUGCGUUUUAAAGAAGAAUUUUAUAACAGAGAGAUAGAACCUUUUUAAUGCGCAAUUAUUUUUCAUAUUAGUCAAAGUACAAUUAAAAAUUACUUACAGAUCCUUAAACAAAGAUCACUGCUAAGUCUCCGAAAAUUAACUCAUACAUGACUAUAGUAGUUCUAUUAAUAAAAUAUUUUCAUUGAAAAUAUAAAAGAUAUAUCUAAACUGGCCAAUGGACCUAAGUUGCACCAAUUUAACUAUUAGAUAAUAAUUUUUUGCCUGAAGUAAUAAAAUAUUUGAUUAAUUGAAUUUGAAUUGAAUAGAAUUGGCACUUUCCCGUAAGCUCUCCCCUACACUAAAGCAAACGUUAUAUAAUUAUUUGGUUAGAACGAUUGUACUGAGGACUGACCAUUAUCACAAUUGUCUCUAUAUAACUUCAAAAAGUUAAUUUUUGAUGCAAAGUUUUCUGUAUCUUUCCGUGUCUGAAAUAUUACCAGCAAUAGGCAAAAUUGACUAUGCAAAUCAAACUUUUAUUUUUUUAUUAUUUUUAUCAAUGUUUUUGGUAUUGAAAAAACUCGAAUCUGCUGUAAAGCAAGGCAAUAUUCUCUGUGUUGGGUUUGCCUACUCCGAUAUUUGAAUCUAUACAUAUACUGUCAGCUUAUGGUAAUUUGCUGAUUAAGUCUUUUUGAGCUGAGAGACGCUAGUAGCUUCUUCAUCAAUUCUGAUGUUGUAUUCGCUAUUCUGUUCAUUGACUUCAUAUUAUCUGAUAAUUCGUUAAUCUGAAAAAGUGCCGCUUCAAUAUGUAUAACAUUUUCAAAAUCAAUUAAAAAUAUACACAUAAUUCCAUAUUAGUACCUGGAUGUGUUUAGAAAGGUUGAUUAGGCUUGCUCAGACCCAGGAACUGAUGAAUAUUAAAAUGGUCAAAUAUUUUUAGAAGCGAAACGGAAAAUUAAAUAAAGUUAUUACGUUAAAUAAAGGCAAAGUAAGUAGUUACUAGUUUACAGCUUUUUCAAUAACAAUUUAGCAAGCACAGGUACGAUCUAAUGUGAUUUUCUUAUGAAGAACGAGAAAUAAGAUUACCUUUUAAGAACAUUAUACUCUGUAUCGAUUGUGGCGAAAAAUUGGUGAUUUUUUGUUUCGAAUAAAAAAAAGAUCAAUUUUCUCGCAUUAUUUGCAGGAAAACAGGAUUCUAUAACUCUGCUUCUGGAAAUAAUAAUGUUUUUGAUGGAUUUGAAUUCUCACAUUGUACGAUGCUAAACUAUAAGAAUGCAAAAAUUAUUAGAUAUUUUCAAAAUUAGCAUUUCUGAGUUUAUGUGUAAUUACCACAUAUAUUGCGUUUAAAGAAUAUUAUAAAGAAGGAUUUAAAACCAAUCUUUUAAGCGUUUUUUUCUAAGCAUAAAGUAUACCUUUCACUGGGAGUUUCUAAAUACGUCCAAUACUCUUCUGAGAAAGUGAAGUUGAAAAAGACGAUAGAUCAGGUACAUCUGAACCUUUGAAGUCAUGAUGAUGCAAUACUCAUGAGCAAUGAUUAAGAGCUUUUUUAGAUUAAUAGAGAGAAGCACUAAUACUCAGCAUGGAAAACAGUUUAAACCUUUUUCGCAGAUUUUCCUUGAAUAUCUACCACACAUCAGUUUUUUUCACCAGCAAAUUUCUUAUGUUUAAAAUGUUGUUCUACAGGUACAUUUAAAAAAAAUUGUUUACGUACUGAAUACGUCACACAAUCGUAGCGAAGGCGCGAAUGUGUGGCAUCUUUAGUGAGCAAUAUAUUACUCACUAAAGAGGGCAAACUAAAAUACCUGAGCUACGGUAUGAAUAACAGUAAAACAUUUUACAAGACAAUAUUGAGGAAUGAGAAUCAAGAAUCUGUAGUGAGUGGAAAUCAACCAAUUUAACUAAGAGCUAUGAACAUGAAGGUUUAAGCAGUUCACACACCACUUAUAAAUAAAUGUGUAGUUACCGCAAAACUACUCUCUCAGAAAGCAGCAAGAUGUGCAGAUUUGAGCAUGAAAAGGACUAUGUUAGGUGGAUGAAUAAACCAGUUAAUGUAUUUAUAAAGUUUUAUGGGCUUUACGAAAAGGAUUCAAAAAGUUUUGAAGAGAGUUUUAAUGACUAUUGUGGUUAAAUAACUGAUAUGCAUAAGUACGGUAUACUCUUUCGACUAAACUUACCCUUUCCCUGUACUCAACAAGUCUGAUGUUUCUCUGGUAGUUAUGAUACAAGAUUUUCAGUUGGAUUAUAAACCCGGUAGUUAGCAAAAGAAUUAACAUGAUGUGAAAGUUAUUCAGCUGGCAAAGACGUCGAUGAAACAUAAACAUUACAGACGAUGCUACGCAUUUUAUCAAUAAUAUUUACUAAAGAUAUUGGUUGCUAAACAUAUGUAUGUGUACCUGAUUUUCCUACCAUUUGUGCAGUAUGAAUCAUUUCUAAAGCAUGUAUGUAGAUUAAGCUAAACAUGUAAUUCGUAAACAGUAAACAUGCAUUAUGUAAA